AUGGACAAAACUAUUUUGAUAACGGGUGGUGCCGGAUUUAUCGGAUCACAUGUCGUUCGAUUAUUUGUGACUAAAUAUCCGCAUUAUCGGAUAAUUAAUUUCGAUGCGUUGACUUAUGCUGGAAAUCUCGCAAAUCUUCGAGAUAUUCAAGAAAAACCGAAUUAUGUGUUUAUUCAAGGUGAUUUAAACAAUAUCAAGGAUAUUGAGAAUGUAUUUGACCAGUAUCCAAUCGAUGGAAUUAUCCAUUUAGCUGCUGAAAGUCACGUCGAUCGAUCUAUUGAUGAUCCGCAUUCUUUUCUACAAACUAAUAUUCUUGGAACUGCGUACUUAUUAGAUAUGGCAAGAAAAUAUUGGAAAGAUAAUUUGGACAAUAAACGUUUUUAUCAUAUCUCAACUGAUGAAGUUUAUGGAUCAUUAGGAGACGUUGGUUUAUUCUCGGAAACGAGUCCGUAUAAUCCUCAAUCACCGUAUUCAGCAUCGAAAGCUGCAUCGGAUCAUCUCGUUCGAUCGUACGGAAAUACAUACCGAGUUCCGUAUUUGAUAAGCAAUUGUUCGAAUAACUACGGGCCAAAUCAACAUCCUGAAAAAUUAAUUCCAUUGAUGAUUAAAAAGAUUCUCAAGGAGGAGAAUUUACCGAUUUAUGGUGAUGGAAAAUACACGCGAGAUUGGUUGUAUGUCGUCGAUCACGCUCAGGCGAUUGAUUUGGUGUUUCACCAAGGUCGAAUUGGUCAAUCGUAUAAUAUCGGUGGACAAAAUGAAUAUCAGAAUAUCGAUUUAGUGAAACUACUAUGUCAACUAAUGGAUGAAAAAUUACAUCGAAAUGUUGGCAGUUCGGAAAACUUAAUUCAAUAUGUCCGAGAUCGACCGGGACAUGAUCGAAGAUAUGCAUUGGACAUAACAAAAAUAGCCAAUGAACUUCAAUGGAAACCUUCGGUUACAUUUGAAGAAGGUCUAAAUCAAACGAUCGAUUGGUAUCUACAAAAUCAAACAUGGUUGAAUCAUGUCGAUCUGUUGAUUUGA
Adineta ricciae is the source of this 1020-nucleotide messenger RNA. The record is from the annotation of a GenBank genome assembly. Lineage: Eukaryota; Metazoa; Rotifera; Eurotatoria; Adinetida; Adinetidae.